Linum trigynum is the source of this 285-nucleotide messenger RNA. NCBI's taxonomy places the organism in Eukaryota, Viridiplantae, Streptophyta, Magnoliopsida, Malpighiales, Linaceae. The record is from the annotation of a GenBank genome assembly.
AUGCAUAAUCAAGAUCAGGAAUCACAGUUGAAUAAUGUUCAAGAAAAGAUGGUCGGGGAGGACAUCGCGAUGAAAGAGUGCUUCCGUGAGAUCAUGCCAAUGGUGGUGGAUAAUCAUGUUAAGCUUGAUUCCGGGAUCAACCCCGUACUGCAGGCCGUACAAAAAUCAUCGUGGAGAGCAAGUGAGGACAUGAAGGAACUGCACAAGACGAUGAUUGAGAUGCCUUCCAUGUUGGUGGGAUCCGAGGUGGCCAGGAGGCAACGAGUGGUCGCAAAAGAAACAUAG